ACCGCGCGCGUCUUUCUCCGACAGCUGCCCGGAGCUCGGUGCCCGCCCGGUCCCUGCCAGUCGCCGCCCGCAGUUGCCAAGCCAUGGCCGCCCAGCAGAUCGUGCUCCAAGGCCCGGGUCCCUGGGGCUUCCGACUCGUGGGGGGCAAAGACUUCGAGCAGCCGCUGGCCAUUUCUCGGGUCACUCCUGGAAGCAAGGCUGCUAUAGCAAAUCUAUGUAUUGGAGAUAUAAUCACAGCCAUUGAUGGGGAAAAUACUAGCAAUAUGACACACUUGGAAGCUCAGAACAAAAUUAAAGGCUGCAUAGACAACAUGACUCUCACAGUAACCAGAUCUGAACAUAAAGUCUGGUCUCCUUUGGUGACAGAGGAAGGGAAACGUCACCCAUACAAGAUGAAUCUAGCUUCGGAACCCCAAGAGGUCCUGCAUAUAGGAAGUGCCCAUAACCGAAGUGCCAUGCCUUUCACUGCAUCACCCGCCUCUAGCUCUUCCCCCAGGGUCAUCACGAACCAGUAUAACAACCCAGCUGGUCUCUAUUCCUCUGAAAACAUCUCCAACUUCAACAACGUCUUAGAGUCCAAGACAGCAGCAAGCGGGGAGGAGACAAAUGGCCGAGUCUUAGACCCCUCUCAACCUCCAAGUGGACUCAUCAUCAACAAGGAAUCUGAAGUUUACAAGAUGCUUCAGGAGAAACAGGAGUUGAAUGAGCCCCCGAAACAGUCCACUUCCUUCCUGGUUUUGCAGGAAAUCCUUGAGUCUGAGGAGAAAGGAGAUCCCAACAAGCCCACUGGUUUCAGAAGUGUUAAGGCUCCAGUCACCAAAGUGGCUGCAUCAAUAGGAAAUGCCCAGAAGUUGCCCAUGUGUGACAAAUGUGGCACUGGCAUUGUUGGUGUGUUUGUGAAGCUGCGAGAACGUCACCGACACCCUGAGUGUUAUGUGUGCCAUGACUGUGGUACCAAUCUGAAACAGAAGGGCCAUUUUUUUGUGGAGGAUCAAAUCUACUGUGAAAAGCAUGCUCGGGAGCGGAUUACCCCUCCUGAGGGCUAUGACGUGGUUGCUGUGUUUCCCAAGUGAACAGGCAGAUCUGCACAGAAUGCUCCAACUCGCCCCUCAUGCAGCGUGUUCUCUAUCUGUUGUUGCCUUCUCUGCUCUGGCACAUUCUUUAUUACUGUGAUUUCAGUUUUGCUCUUUAAAUGUCAGUUUCCCUUCCUGUGCUUUUGGGCAGUGACUAUGUGAAACCUUUACCAUGA
Messenger RNA from Suncus etruscus (white-toothed pygmy shrew), 1249 nucleotides. RefSeq names its product PDZ and LIM domain 1 (gene PDLIM1). The transcript is spliced from 7 exons. Bases 84 to 1073 code for a protein of 329 amino acids. Gene Ontology annotation, cellular component: stress fiber; filamentous actin; Z disc. The record is from RefSeq and is a predicted model, not a curated record. Gene Ontology annotation, biological process: muscle structure development; actin cytoskeleton organization; heart development. Gene Ontology annotation, molecular function: actin binding; muscle alpha-actinin binding. NCBI's taxonomy places the organism in Eukaryota, Metazoa, Chordata, Mammalia, Eulipotyphla, Soricidae.